This is a messenger RNA of Acaulospora colombiana, 1722 nucleotides long. NCBI's taxonomy places the organism in Eukaryota, Fungi, Glomeromycota, Glomeromycetes, Diversisporales, Acaulosporaceae. The record is from the annotation of a GenBank genome assembly.
AUGGGAGUAGAGAUGAGAGAUGGACCGGAUGUGCCCCCUAUUUAUGUUGUAACCUCGAGACCUUGGACGGCUUUGGGGGAUGAUCCGAAAGCACAAAGAGAAGAGACUGCAUUUCUGGUGUCAACUUCCCAGUCACUUGAGGUGGACAACCGGCGCUGGCACACAAGUUGGGCCCAGGGCGGGUGGCGGCCAAUCGGUGGGUUCACGGGACUGAAUGACCAGCUGCGCCCACUGGGCCCAAAGCUGGUUUCCGCUCAAUCCUGGUCGGGCGUUCUCAACCUUGGAACUGGACUUGGCGCCGACUGUCAAUCAUUGGUCACAACCACUUCUCCUCAAUUUCGACCCUUCCAUCCCAUGCCUCAGAUUAUGGGGCUUCAGCUUCCUGUCGAGUUAUGGCGCAUCAUCCUCUUUGAGGCAGUGGCGACUUCCAUCCUACCAUACGAAGACCCAAAUCGAACCCGCCUCCAAGUUGGCCUUGUCGAAUGUAUAGACUUGUUCGACAACUCUUGCAGAGCCUAUAGCGAAUACCAAACCAAUCAAUCCGUAUUGACCAAUCUUCGUCUGGUCUGCCGCACAUGGGCGUUAUUACUCCAGGAUUUUUAUGGACUUUGCGCUCUCACAGAUCUCAAUAAAAUCAUGCGACCGAGUAAAUCAAGGGAGUACCUAUCUCGGGUAGAACGGGUUCAUAUCGAUGAGAUGGCCAUUUUGGGAUGCAAAUGCUCCAACAGGGCGGCAUCCUUGAACGGGACCUGUAUACUUCUCCAAACCUCUCAAAAUGAUGUGAAGCCUCUAUACCCUGGGGUCAAAUAUGACUUCUUAUCGAAAGUUCUACAUCCCCAAGUCAGAAUCCUUUCGAUAUCCGUUGGUUCAAUGAAUCUGGACGAGCCUCUGGCCUCCGCUCCAAACCUGUUGGCACUCUCCUUGCAUAUGGGAAUUGACUUUGUUUGGAAUGCCACCAUAAGUAGGACUCUCCGUGGUAUAACUCAUUUAUCACUCUCUGCUGUUACUCCUGGGGCAAUUGAAAAGUUUCCUCCAUCUAUGACGCUGGAGAAUACCAGGUAUCUCGCCCUCAAUCUUCUACUUGUGGGUACCCACUCGACUCGAAAUAAGGCCUCGCAAUUCAUUGGAGAAUGGACAUUUCCAAACCUUCAUUCGCUCAUCCUCAGAGGGAUAGUGAACCAGGUCUUCCUUGGGGAUGUCUACGACUUUAUUCAAGGAUGUGGGAAAUUCGUUAGCGAGCUGAUUAUGGAACUACACUGGUCCGAUGCGGAAAUAGACGGGCAGCCCAUGCGCAUUUUCGACGGAUGGGGCUGGUUCCCUAAUUUACGAGUUUACGGGACAGAAUUUGACACUCUUAUAUAUGUAGAUCCGGAAGAAAUACUGGAAUAUGAUAGGCCAGAGGAGGCUGGCCACUUAACUCUGCUCGUUUCUGGGUUCUUCCCUCCUCUCGAGCAUUUGCAAGAGCACAUCGAUGUACUAGCAAAUCGCCUGCUAAACUGGCAAGUAAGCAAGGUAAUAUUUACGGAAACAUGGGACAGUUUGCACGACAGGUUGACUUGGAGAGGUCUCUCCAGGGAUGUUCGGAGUCAGGACGUGCUUCGCAAAACCAAGCAGAUCAUGGAUGCUAUUGCCCUAACUAGUAUAUCAUUGCACGACAAAAUGGGUUCAAAGCUACAGAGCGAAGAUGGACAAAUCCUAUGGAACGCAUUAUCGGCUGCUUGA